Messenger RNA from Xiphophorus maculatus (southern platyfish), 687 nucleotides. Its product is annotated as CD209 antigen-like protein E. The record is from RefSeq and is a predicted model, not a curated record. The transcript has 6 exons. The annotation marks the transcript as partial. NCBI's taxonomy places the organism in Eukaryota, Metazoa, Chordata, Actinopteri, Cyprinodontiformes, Poeciliidae.
UCGUUCAAGUUCAACAGGAAGUUUCUUCAACACAAAGCUGUGAGAAAGGAAGUUACCGAGCAGAUUUUCAGUCUAAGGAGUCUGCAGUGGAGCCAGGACACGGUGGUGAGAGUUUUCCUUAUUGUGAAGCGUCUCCAUGAUGAGACGUCAACAGAAGAAGGUCAGAAGGUAAAUAUGGAGGUAAACCAGCAGGAAGGAGAUGGAGAAGCUGCAGCCAGAGGUGAAAACCCAAGCAGAACCUCCAAGCUGCCAGCAGAGAGAGUAGUUCUGCUGGUUCUGGUCGGUCUGCUGGCUGCUGCUCUCAUCAUCAUCUUCAGACUCUCUUUCGAUAAAAUACAAAUGAAUCAAACCAUCAAAACCCUGGAAGAGGAGAAUGAAGCUCUGAGGAGAAAUCAGUCAGAUAAAAUGUGCCUGAAAUGGGCCAAAGACUGGGACCAAUAUGAAGAAAAAUGUUAUUACUUCAACUUCAUCAAAUCCUCCUGGAAUGACAGCAGACGUUCCUGCGCUGAUCUGGGAUCAGACCUGGUGAAGAUCGACAGCAGAGAGGAGCAGAUGUUCCUGAACAAAAGACUGAGAGACCUGAUGGUGGAUGAUGAGGACAAGUUCUGGAUCGGACUGACGGACUCAGGGGAAGAAGGCAGGUGGUUCUGGGUGGACGGAUCUCCUCUGGACGAAAGGUUUCAUUGA